AUCUCCAACACGCUCAUCUCGAUCGGCGCACUCGACGACGCCGGCUAUACAAUCUCCUUUGGCGGCGGUCAUGGAGUCAUCCGCGACAUGGACGGCAAGGUCCUCGGCUCCAAGCUCACGGUCGACGAUUUCCACCGGCGCAUGGGGCACAUCGCGCCGAAGGCGGCGAAGAACCUUGUCGCGAAGGGUUUCGUCGAUGGAGUGGAGUUGGACGAUGGCGAGGGCGAGACGUUCUGCGAGUCUUGCAUCUUCGCGAAGCAGACUCGUCGGCCGGUGCACAAGGAGCGUGAAGGGGAGCGCGCGGCGGAGACUGGUGGGAAGGUCUUCUCCGAUGUUUGGGGGCCGGCAUCGACACAG
Molecule: messenger RNA, 357 nt
Organism: Schizophyllum commune H4-8
Lineage: Eukaryota; Fungi; Basidiomycota; Agaricomycetes; Agaricales; Schizophyllaceae
Exons: 2
Source: RefSeq, a predicted model, not a curated record